AUAAUGGAUGAUUUUGAUAAUUAUAGCGGAAAUAAUCAUAAAACUUCCAGUGUUAUUCAAAAAGAAAAUAAUUUUCAUGUUUGAAACUUGAAUAAUAUAUAUCAGUAAAAAAUGAAUACGUAGAUUCCAAGGAGUGUGAAAACAAGAUGAAUCCGUUGCAAAUUUAUUACCAUUAAAAUAGUUUAAAUAAAGUUAUGAAUAACUGACAUCUCAUGUGCAGCCGCUGAAUUCAAGCGUUCAACCUAUGUAAAAAACACCAUACCAGCUGCCUAUGGAGAUGCUGGGAUGGUCUGUUUACUCAAGUCAGUGACUGCAGGCGCGUGACUGAAAUUCUUUCAGAUUGCGAUCACUUCUCCGUUUUUGAAACUAAUGAAGAAGCUAAUGAUACGUGUGCUUGAACCCUUAAUAAAGGUUUCUUGAGAUCCUAAUCACUUUUCAUCCAAAGCAACACAAGCACUCUGUAUGCCAACAUUGUCUUAUAUCACAGUAUUGCUUAUAAUCUUGACAGAAAUGCCAAGUAUGUUAGAUCUGCGUUCCUAGACGACACUUCAACAUUUGAUUCCCUCCCAAGAUUUAUUUUGCUGGAUAAGCUAACGUGGACAGGUAAUGAGUUCAGGAUAACCAGCUGGCUGUACUCCUACUUUUCUGAAGAGAAACAAUAUACUGUUCAAAGGGAGAAAAAAAAAUCAGAAAAUGAAUUUAAAUGAAUUCACUCACUGGCUUUUAAUUAUUCUACUAUUAUGUCCAACAGAAAUGUAUCAUUUCAGUAAAACAACUGAAUAUUAUGAUCAAUAUAAUUCAACUAACUGGUCAAUUUUUCAACAUUUAAUUCAAAAUUAUGCAGCUGACAAUUUAACAGUUGAUUCAUUCAAACAUCUAUUCAAUAUUCAAUAUAUACAUGAAAAGGAUAAUAGCUAUGCUUUUACUCAAUAUAAUAAUAUUACUAAUAAUGAACAUCAAGCUUUAGCAUUACAUGUAAAUUAUGGCCGACCAGAAUUUGGUACACAUCGAAUUUUAUGGAUUAAACUAAUCUUAGCUAUUAUUUAUGGUAUUCUUGCGUUUAUGGGAAUAACAUCAAAUUUAAUUGUAGCUUAUAUUCUAUUAUUUAUGCGUAGGCGUGCAUUGACCAGUAUUACUAAUAUCUUUGUACUUGUUCUCGCCAUCUCAGAUAUAUUAUUGUGCAGUUUCAAUAUGCCUUUACAAGCCUACUAUGAAUUGAAAGAGACAAUUAUCUUAAAAAAUGAAGUAUUAUGCAAGUUUAUAUUUGCAUGUUUCGGUUUACCAAUGCAUAUAUCAUGUUUAACUAUAUUAUUGAUUGCAUGUGAUCGAUAUCAGAUUAUUAUCUAUCCAUUAAGACCACGUAUGUCAGUUAAAUUAGCCUUAAUAUUGAUUGGAUUUACUGUGAUUAUCAGUAUUAUUAAUGCUAUACCUAUAGCAUUAUUCAAUAUGGUGAGUAAUGCAAUUCGUACAACUGGAUUGGAUAUAGCAUUUGAACGACAACUAUAUAUGCAUCAGUUUAUACCAAGAAGUACACAUAGUUAUUGUGUAGAAAAUUGGCCAAAUCCUGAAUCAAGAUUAUUUUAUUCGGUUAUUGUAUUUUUGAUACACUUUUUCAUUCCUUUAACAUUAACGGCUGGUUUAUAUGGACAUAUAUAUUAUCGUCUACAUGAAAGACGUUUUCGUAAAGGUUCCGUUGAACGAAAACGUCGUACUAAUAAAAUUUUAAUACGAAUUGUCAUCUGCUUCGCUGUUUGUUGGACACCAUGGACAUGUUUUUCUCUAUGGCUUGAAAUACAUGCUUAUGAAAUUCAAAAAAACGCUUUAAAUUUAAAUCAUAGACUAGAUUCAAAUUUGUAUUAUACAACAUUGGAGGAUAAAAUGAUGCAUUUAAACAAAUAUUAUUCAACAUUGAACACAGACAAUCAAAGUCAUACUACUGCUAAUAAUAGUAAUGCUAACAAUAUUUCAAGGAAUAGUAGUAAUGAUGCUACAACUGAUGAAGCUUCUAUUCACCAAAUGUCUAGGAAUUAUCGUAUUAAUUACACCUUACACCCAAUUGGUGGAAACAUCAAACUGUUAGACUUAAGUCUGAAACUGUUAGCCAUGACAUCCGCAUGUAUUAACCCUUGGCUAUAUGGUUGGUUCAAAAAAUUCGUCUUUACCAUGACAAAGAAGACAGGACAAAAAUUAAAACAAUUCAAACCUAGUAAAUAUGAUCUGUUGAAUAUUGUACAAAGCUUAAGAGAUAAAUAUCGUAUUUGUUUUACUAAAAAGUUGACAAUGCAACAUAUUCGAAAACAAGUGAAUCGUUAUGAAAAUAAUAAUGUAGUUAGUGUUGAUGGUGGUGAUGAAUGUGAUGCUGACAGGAUGCAAAAUAAAGAAAAACUCAAUGAAGGAGACUAUGAAACCGACUCAACUGGUCCAAAAUUAAGUGUAUACAUAUGUUAUUGUUGUGGUUCUAUAUGUACUUGUCAAUUAUCAUUUAAAUGGUUAAAUCGGAAAGAUCAUUUUAGACAUAUGACUCGUUACCAUGACAAUGAGAGUUAUUUAACUGAACCACUGGCUAAAUCAUUAAAUGAAUAUUCUGAACGUCGUGUACUUAGUGAAGCAGUGAUAGCUGAUCUAGUCAAACAUACAAGAAAUAGUUCACGAGCUUCAAACUCUAAUAGUAGUCGACAUUACGGUUCAAAAAAUUCCAAUGGUCCAAUGGGUACAGGAAAUAUAAUUGCUGGUACAAAUCAACAGCAUGAAAAGGCGACAGAUACUAUUUCAUCUACAGGUAAAUAUGGUAAGUUAAUUAAGGAGUCUAUACAGACGAAAACAACAUCUUAUACAAAAUCCCGUCGUAGAACAUCAUCACGUCUUAGUGGUAUAUCCUUUGGUACAAUGAGUUAUCUGGAUCCCUCGACAAAGCAGACUAGUUUAUUCCCAUCUUCUGGUAUGUUACCAACACCUAGAAGUAGCUUUUUAAACACUGCUAGCCAAGUUUCACGUAAUGAAAAUAACCAAGAAGGUGAUGAUGUAGAACAACAGCAGCAGCAACACAAUGAACUCCAAGUACCAUCUAUAUCCCAUGAGGUACACAUGAAUGCUGUAAAUAAUUCAUACUAUCAGUUACCUUCAACUUCAAGAUAUUUUACUCCUAAUCUACUCAAACCAUUACCUGAUGUCGAUUCAAUGAAGUAUGAGCAUGAAAGUUCAUUAGAAGGUGAACAUGUCCUUAGCAUAACUAUACCUAUCCCCCAGACGACAAUGACAAAAAUACAUCCUUCUGAAAUAGAUAAGGUGAAAGAGAAAUUGAAUAACUCUAUGUCUAUCAUUCCACUUUCUGAUAUUCCUUGUCACAGUAACCAUAGUGACAAUGAAAGAUUAGAUAUUUUACCGGAAAUUAUCAAAGUCGAUGUUCAUACACAAACAACUGAAGUGAAAUAUGAUUACAGUAAUAUUCGUCUUCUGAAAACUAAUCGACGCCGAAAUGAUGACUAUAAGAAUAACAGUUGUACUUCAAAACAUGAUUUAACUGAGGAAGACUACAAAGGUCAAAACACCCUUCAAAUUAAAUUGUCUGAAUCAUAUGCUGCAUCGAUACCGUUUGUUGAUGAAGAGAGUUCAAUAACAGAAGAAUACCAUCCAAUAGGCUUCAUACAAACCUUGAAAGACAAUCCACUAAGCAUUACAUAUAGUUAUAUAACACGAAAUGAAACACUCAAGGAGGUCAGUGAUGAGCAGACAUCUAUGGAUGUUCCGGUAACAUCAUCGGCAUCACAGCAACAACAAGAACAACAGAACGCCCAAAUGAGCUCACAAUCAACACUGACUGCUGCCACAAAAGAGACACAAGACAGGAAUUCUUCAGUGAGAGAAAAAAAGUCAAGACAACUUUCUAUGUAUAUGAAAAAUUCAUCAAGACGUAUCAGUACAAGCAUACAUCUAUUCUCACAAAAGCGUAGACCAUCCGAAAGGCGUGGAACUAUAGAUAAACCAAUAAGACACCGUCUCAGCUUUCAUGGUAAAACGAAUGUAAAGAAACCAGUCAACAGUGAUGAGAAGAAGACACAACUUCAAAAACAAUCCUCAGAUUUAUUCGCUUCAACAAGUGAUGAACUAUCAGAUCUAGAUGAUUUUGCGCAUAUUAGUCGGAUGGUUGCUAGAGAAGUGAUGCGAAAGCAACGAGCAAGAGAAAGAGCCAAAAGUAUUUGUGUUGCUCCAACAGUAAAUAGUAGAAAUGACAAAGAACUGGAGGAUAAAACUACACCGAUAAACACAAUAGAAAAAGAGAAUAAAUCCCAUUUUAAUAAACGUAAAAGUUUUACUGUAUUUCCUCGAUUUACUGGGACUUCAGAUGCUUCGACUAGACAUAGAUUUACACACAACAGUCUAAACUUAACAAUGAAUAGACCACCAACUGAACUCACGGAGGCAUAAGUCUCAUUUUUAAAUGAAAAAUGUUUUCCAGUAUAUUGAACAGUGAACAGAUUACAUAUUGAAGAAAGAUAAACAAAAGAUUUGCAGCAUUUCAAUUUCCUUCUGCAUACAUAUACUCAUAAGAUGGUGUCAGAGUUUUCAAAUUAAAGAAUAUUUAGGUUAUCCAAAAGCUGAUCCUUUCUGUAUACUUUUACACGUAUAUAUUCAAUAUGUUCAAUGUAUUUUACAGAGCACAGAAAUAUGAGUCCUAUUUUUCUGUCUAGUGUUUUUCGUAUUCAUCAUUGUGUACUUGUAUCAUAUUUAUUGCUUCUGUGAUGGCUUUUUGAAGUGUCAUUUCUCGCUCGUUCUCUCCCCCUAUAUAAUAUGUACUGUGUCAAUGUAUCUGUCUAUCCAUCCAUCUGACUAUUCAUCUAUUGACUUGUCAGUAUGUCAAACUGUAGAUCUUGUGUGUUUUAUUUUGUAAAUUAAGGAGAAACCGUUUGACUGUUACCUACUUUUCAACUGUUACUACUGUAAAUAAAAGCAACAUAGGUAUUUUAUAC
Messenger RNA from Heterobilharzia americana, 4967 nucleotides. The record is from the annotation of a GenBank genome assembly. Lineage: Eukaryota; Metazoa; Platyhelminthes; Trematoda; Strigeidida; Schistosomatidae.